GUUAAGCUCUACCAACUUCACGUCUCCGACACGUUUUGAGAAUUGAAAAAGAACACUUACGAUGCCUGGACGUCCGCUUUGGCAGGUUGCUGGCAAACGAGAAUCGAGCCAGGAAGCUGAGGCUCAGCAGUGGAUCGAGACAGUGGUUGGCGUGAAAUUUCCACCAGGCGUAAGUUAUGAGGAUGCUUUACGUGAUGGAAUAUUGCUUUGUAAGCUGAUGAACAAAUUGCAACCGGGUCUCAUCACCAAAAUCAAUACGUCUGGUGGUGAUUACAAAAUGAUGGACAAUCUUCAACAGUUCCAGAAGGCCUGUGUGAAAUACGGAGUACCUGAUGUCGAUUUAUUCCAGGCGGUUGAUCUAAUGGAAAGGAAGAACAUCGCUCAAGUGACUAACACCAUUUUUGCCAUUGGUCGCACUACAUACAGACAUCCUGAAUGGCGUGGCCCAUGGCUGGGACCAAGACCAGCUGAAGAGAACAAGAGAAACUUUACAGAAGAACAAUUAAGAGCUGGUGAAGGUCUUAUUGGUCUACAAGCUGGUACGAAUAAAGGUGCUACCCAAGCUGGUCAAAACUUUGGUGCAACAAGGAAGAUUCUUCUUGGAAAAUAAUGUACACAAAGUGUUUUUUUUUUAUGUUCAGAAUUUUUUAAUAGUUUAAAAUUAAUAUUAG
This is a messenger RNA of Habropoda laboriosa, 671 nucleotides long. Its product is annotated as muscle-specific protein 20-like. The coding region runs from base 62 to 610 and encodes 182 amino acids. NCBI's taxonomy places the organism in Eukaryota, Metazoa, Arthropoda, Insecta, Hymenoptera, Apidae. The transcript has 5 exons. The record is from RefSeq and is a predicted model, not a curated record. Gene Ontology annotation, molecular function: protein binding.